Molecule: messenger RNA, 651 nt
Organism: Pediculus humanus corporis (human body louse)
Lineage: Eukaryota; Metazoa; Arthropoda; Insecta; Psocodea; Pediculidae
Product: HIRA-interacting protein, putative
Exons: 2
Coding region: 1-651 (216 amino acids)
Biological process (GO): iron-sulfur cluster assembly
Cellular component (GO): mitochondrion
Molecular function (GO): iron ion binding; iron-sulfur cluster binding
Source: RefSeq, a predicted model, not a curated record
AUGAAAACUAAUUUCAAUGCUAAUAUAAUUAGUAGAAAUAUGUUUAUUCAAACACAGGACACUCCUAACCCUAAUAGUUUAAAAUUUAUCCCCGGAGUCAAAGUUCUAGAAAAUGGAAAAACGAAAGAUUUUCCAAAUGCUGCUUCUGCUUUAUGUUCGCCACUUGGUAAGUCAUUAUUUAGAAUAAAUGGUGUUAAAUCCGUCUUUUUCGGUCCGGAUUUUAUAACUAUUACUAAACAAGAUGAAGAUGUAUCCUGGAAACUUAUUAAUCCUGAGAUAUUCGCCACAAUUAUGGAUUUUUUUUCAAGUGGCCUACCUAUUUUAACUGAAAAUGAAUCGAAAUCUGAUUUUGUGAAGGAAAAUGAAUUAUUAGAGACUAGAAUCAGGCCAACAGUACAAGAAGAUGGUGGAGAUGUUGUUUUUAAAGGUUUUGAAAAUGGUAUUGUUAAACUCAAAUUAUUAGGUUCUUGUACAACAUGUCCAAGUUCUAUUGUUACAUUGAAAAAUGGUAUUCAAAAUAUGCUACAAUUUUAUAUACCUGAAGUACUUGAAGUUGAGCAAAUUUUGGAUGAUUUAGAAAUAAAAACUAAAGAAGAAUUUAAAAAAUUAGAAAAGAAAUUAGAAGAAAAAGACAAUAAUGUUUUAAAAUAG